AUGACUGCUACAUCGAGCGACUGGAUCUUCUCGGAACAGGAGCUGCGCUCCACGCCUUCCCAGCGUGACGGCAUGAAGUACACUGACGAACUCGUGCUUCGCCGCAAGGCGUGUGACUUCAUUGAGAAGAUGUCGAAAGCCUUGGACCUGCCCAAGCUUGCUCAGAUCAGUGCAGACAACUACCUCCACCGUUUCUACAUGCGACAGUCGAUCGUGCGCUACGACAAGUACCUGGUCGCCGCUGCUUGUGUGCUGCUUGGCUCCAAGGCCGAAGAAAGCCCCAAGAAGAUCGGCUACGUCGCCAGGGAGUACAUAGCAGUGCGUAAGGUCGUUGAGAAGGACCAGGUCUUCUCCAUUCAGAAGCAUGACCCGCAAGUGAUUGCUGGCAAGAUCAUCUCUAUGGAAGGCGUUGUACUACACAACCUAGCCUACGAGCUGACACUGUCGCACCCGUACAAGUACAUCAAUGAGAAGGUGGACAAGGUGGUGCGUCUGCAGCACCUGAGCGAGCAGGAGACGAAGAUCCAGAGCAGCAAGAUCAAGCAGGUGGCAUGGUCGUUCCUGAACGACAGCGCCUACACCGUGGCGUGUUUGCGACUUGAAUCAGUGGACCUAGCGGCUGGUGCCGUGUACUUGGCUGGACUCUACGAGAGUUACGUGCCGGAGGACCUGUGCACCGCCUGCGGUCAACCGUGGUGGAGUGCGUUGGCGACCCCUCUUCAUACCUUGCAAGGUAUUGCCAUGGCUAUUUAUUUGUCAUGUGUGGUGACAAUUUUUAAAGAAAGAUGUGUUCUUUCCCCGUUUGUCUAG
Messenger RNA from Phytophthora nicotianae INRA-310, 810 nucleotides. RefSeq lists its product as hypothetical. The transcript has a single exon. Gene Ontology annotation, biological process: regulation of transcription by RNA polymerase II; positive regulation of DNA-templated transcription, elongation. The coding region runs from base 1 to 810 and encodes 269 amino acids. Gene Ontology annotation, molecular function: cyclin-dependent protein serine/threonine kinase activator activity. The record is from RefSeq and is a predicted model, not a curated record. Gene Ontology annotation, cellular component: nucleus; cyclin/CDK positive transcription elongation factor complex. Lineage: Eukaryota; Oomycota; Peronosporomycetes; Peronosporales; Peronosporaceae.